AUGGAAGCGGAAGUUGGGCAAGCAUCAAGCACCGAUGAUUCCAGCAGUACAAUUCGUCUCAAACGGCAGAUCUCGCUUUUCAAUGGUUGUGCUAUAAUUAUUGGCGUUAUUGUUGGUUCUGGGAUAUUUGUCAGUCCAAAA
This is a messenger RNA of Gongylonema pulchrum, 141 nucleotides long. The record is from the annotation of a GenBank genome assembly. NCBI's taxonomy places the organism in Eukaryota, Metazoa, Nematoda, Chromadorea, Rhabditida, Gongylonematidae.